Molecule: messenger RNA, 980 nt
Organism: Actinia tenebrosa (Australian red waratah sea anemone)
Lineage: Eukaryota; Metazoa; Cnidaria; Anthozoa; Actiniaria; Actiniidae
Product: acyl-CoA-binding domain-containing protein 6
Molecular function (GO): protein binding; fatty-acyl-CoA binding
Source: RefSeq, a predicted model, not a curated record
AUGGCGGACGAUGUGGACGUGAAUGUUGACUCUCGCGAAGAUGUUGAACAAAUGUUCACAGAAGCCACAGAAUACGUGAAAAUUUUACAAGGACUGAGCGAUGAAGAUAAGCUUUUAUUCUAUGGGUUGUAUAAACAGGCCAAAGAGGGUCCAGUAAAAACAUCUAGGCCGGCCUUUUGGGACUUCGUUGGCCGAGCUAAAUGGGAUGCCUGGAAAUCUCUUGAUAAGUUGGACAAGGAAACAGCCAUGGAUAGCUACAUUCAGAAACUGUACUGUCUUGAUCCUGAUUGGGAUAUCAAAUAUCUGACGUGCAGCAAAGAUGCAAUAUCUGCUUCAAGUAACGCACCAAAACAGCAGACCAUGGGUUUGGCUGUCAGUACUUUGAGGCGUGGAUGGUGUGACGAAUUUAUCAGUGAUGUGAACAAGUCUGUUUUUGACUGGUGUAAGGAAGGGAAUGUCAAGAGAUUGGACCACUUGUUGUCUAAGGGUCAAGACAUCGACCAAAAGGAUGACCAGGGCAUGGCUUUGCUUCACUGGGCCUGYGAUCGUGGUCAUGACCAUGUCGUAGAUUACCUCAUCAAAAACAAAGCUGAUGUAAAUAUAAGAGAUGCUGAGGGACAAACUCCACUUCAUUAUGCUGCCACGUGUGAGUUUCUAUCCAUAGUAAAACAACUACUAGAUGCAAAGGCCGACCAAACUAUACAAGACGAUGAUGGCUGUCUGGCAGAAAAUGCUACAGACAAUAAGGAAAUAAUCAACAUACUACUUAGAAGAGAGUAGGCUUGCUGUUGGUGAGAAAACAUGGGUGGGGAAGGUAAAGUUGUAAUUUUGCUGUUCUCUAGUCCCUUUCAUCUCUUUAGUCCACAGGCUUCCCAGAUGUAUUUAUUUCAUCUUUAUGUCUUAAUAAUACUUUAUUUUUAUUCUAACGAAUUCAUAUUGUAUAAAUCUUGAAUCGUAAACAUUGUUUCCUUUUACAAAUU